Messenger RNA from Dicrocoelium dendriticum, 2796 nucleotides. The record is from the annotation of a GenBank genome assembly. NCBI's taxonomy places the organism in Eukaryota, Metazoa, Platyhelminthes, Trematoda, Plagiorchiida, Dicrocoeliidae.
GCGUAAAUGCGAUGCUUACAUGGCUAGCAUUUGGGAAUCACUGCUAAAAACAGAAAUUGUUUCACUACAUACAACAUCUAGGAAAUUAUUCAAUUAAACAUAUGUACAGUGUUCUCCGAACCUCGUAGCCAACUAAAUGCAGUAAGCUGUCCCCUAAGUUUUAGGUGUUAGGUAAUGUUUUUAAACCACAAGGUAAUGGCACUGAAGCAGGCAGUCUCGAAAAAAAUAUUGGAGGAAGUUAUUCUUCCUUUGAAGAAACCGAAGGACUGGAAGGUUUUAGUCUUAGACCGUCUAUCCACCCGCAUCGUGUCGUCUUGUUGCAAGAUGCACGAGAUUAUGAAUAGCGGCAUCACGCUUGUGGAGGACAUUACGAAAAGACGUGAGGUUUUGCCUAUUGAGGCGAUCUAUCUGAUCACUCCUACUGAACAGUCCAUACGGCUCUUAAUGGAAGACUUUCAAAGCGCUUCAAACCAAUAUCGAUACGCCCAUGUUUUCUUCACUGAGGCCUGUCCAGAUGAGUUGUUCAAUCGUCUGUGCCACUCCAACUGCGCACUCUUUUUGAAAACGCUCAAGGAGAUUAACAUCGCCUUUCUUCCUGUCGAAUCUCGCGUGUUUUCUCUGGAUUCUGCUCUAAGUUUCCAAUACUACUUCAACCCAAACGCUCGACAAUAUGCCUCGCAGUUGGAGAGAAUAGCUGAGCAAAUCGCGACACUAUGUGCAACGCUUGGUGAAUAUCCUCUUAUCCGCUACCGCAGUCAGUUCGAAAGAAAUGCAGAGUUCACCCAGAUGGUCCAACAGAAAUUGGACGCUUACAAGGCAGACGAUCCACAGAUGGGCGAGGGCCCGCAGAAAGAUCGUAGUCAGUUAAUUCUUCUGGACCGUGGUUUUGAUCCCAUUUCACCUGUCCUACAUGAACUAACUUUCCAGGCAAUGGCUUACGAUCUAUUGGCCAUUGAUAACGAUGUGUACCGGUAUGUAAACACAUCUGGCCCCGAAGAACGCGUCAAAGAAAUUAUCCUGGACGAAAGUGAUGAACUUUGGUGCGAAUUACGACACCAACACAUCGCUGUCGUUUCACAACAGGUGACUAGCAAGUUGAAAAAGUUCGCGGAGGAAAAACGGAUGGUCAGUGCUGGUGAAAAGACCACAAUGCGGGAUUUGAGUCAAAUGUUGAAGAAAAUGCCCCAAUAUCAAAAAGAAUUAUCCAUGUAUUCUACUCACUUUCAUCUGGCCGAGGAGUGCAUGCAGACGUAUCAAGAUCAUGCCAAUAAAUUGUGUAAAGUUGAACAGGAUUUGGCCAUGGGCACUGAUGCAGAGGGCGAGCGCAUUAAAGAUCACAUGCGCACGAUGGUUCCCAUCCUAAUCGAUGAAUCUGUUUCUGCAAAUGAUAAAUUACGUAUCAUUUACCUCUACGUGGUUCAGCGGGGUGGGACAAGUGAGGAGAACCUGGCCAAGUUGGUACAGCAUGCGCAAAUACCAUCCACACAGUCUAGCGUUAUUCGCAAUCUGGCUCUUCUCGGUGUCCCGGUUAUACAAGAUGCUGCUGGAACGGGUAUUGGUAGACGCAAAGUCCCUCAACCUUAUCUACCUGCAAACAGACGCCAGCGCGAAGAUGGACCGAGGUAUCAAAUGUCUCGUUGGACUCCUUGUCUCAAAGACAUCAUGGAGGAUGCGUGCGAUGACAAGUUGGACCCCAAAGUUUUCCCCUGCUUUGGUGGUGGUCCUGUUCGUGGUCCUGGAGCUCGUGGCGGAACUGCAUCAAUGUCUGCUCGUUAUGGCCUUUGGCACCGAGACAAGAGCCAACAACCGCGAUGCGGCCCUAGACUGAUCUUUUUCAUUAUUGGUGGCGUUUCUUACUCUGAAAUGCGCUGUGCAUAUGAGGUAAUGAACACCACCUCCGGAAAACAAUGGGACGUAAUCGUGGGUGGUACUCAUUUACUAGUCCCCGAAGGCUACCUCUCAGAUCUGGAAAAGUUAUCCUACCCACCUGGACAGGCUCCCUCUGCAGCAAGUACCACUGGCGUAAUGGUCGGUGCAGGCGGUGAGCCGGUUUGAUUGCGCACUGCCACGACAACUCCGUCUGCGAUCGCCAUCUCUUUCCUCUCUGAUUGAUGCGAACCUUUUCCAUCUUAUUCACUCACAAAGCACUCAUAUCAUUUUGUGUUGUACUCCACAUGAUCCCCGGAGAUCGGCCUCUUCCAGUAUCCACUUUUCCAGAUUGAUUUACCUCCGGUCGUUCCUCAGUUGUCAACACUUAUUCGCCAAUACUCCGAUUGUAUCUUAUGAAAUGCGGUGUCUGUACCGAACCACAAUGCAUUUGAGUUACUUUCCGCCUAUUUAUUUGUUUAUUUGUUCACUAACUUAUUGGGGUUAUUUCCCCAUCUAUUUAUUUCUUUAUUUACUGACUUGUCGUUUUUCAAUUGUCGUUCCAAACUGUUCGCCGCAUUUCCCCGAUCACUAAAGCACAUUCCGUUUAGUACCGUCCCCUGUACUACGUAAGCUUCUUUUUUGAUAGCAUUGAUCAUGACUUAUCCUCUUACUAUUAUUAUAUUAUUUAUGAACUAGCACAAUGCGCCAAUUUCAUUCCUCCCUCGUCAACACUUGGUCUCUCUUCUUUCUGCUCGCAACUUCCGGACCCCCGUGAUGUGCAGUGAUACGCACUAGCUGGUCUAUUUUUAUCCUGUCCUACGACUAUACUUUAUUUAUAUCGGUGUUUACAUCUGUUUCACCCUCGGCUGUAAGUCAAACAACCCACUAGGAUGCCUAGUUGAUAGCUGAAUUUCACACCCUAAUUCC